GUUGCUUCUGCAAAACUGACCUCCAGCAACCGCAUCGUCGUUCAAUAGCUUUUCCCAAAUGGCCUCUGCAAUCGCAAAGCAAACCUACAACGUCUUCUUCCGCCGAAGCUCCGCCUACCUGGCUGGCAUCUUCGCGUCGGCCUUCGCUUUCGAAAUUGCCUUUGACACUGUAUCCGACAGGGUGUGGGAUUCGAUCAACAAGGGGCGCCAGUGGAAGGAUAUUCGUGACAAGUACAUUCAGUAGAAAUGCAGAUGUACACGCUUCAUACCUCCAUCCGUUUUGUUACUCCUACUAUAUCAAUGUUGCACACCCGGCAUACGGUUUGGAGUAGAAUAACCAUGUAAUGAACAAUAACUGGAAUACACCUUUUAAUAUCAGUGUGGAUCUAUGAGUGGGUAAUUAGGGGAAGACCG
Messenger RNA from Spizellomyces punctatus DAOM BR117, 414 nucleotides. RefSeq lists its product as uncharacterized. Lineage: Eukaryota; Fungi; Chytridiomycota; Chytridiomycetes; Spizellomycetales; Spizellomycetaceae. The transcript has 3 exons. The record is from RefSeq and is a predicted model, not a curated record. Gene Ontology annotation, biological process: mitochondrial electron transport, ubiquinol to cytochrome c. Bases 59 to 244 code for a protein of 61 amino acids.